Tigriopus californicus is the source of this 4621-nucleotide messenger RNA. RefSeq names its product serine/threonine-protein kinase WNK1-like (gene Wnk). Gene Ontology annotation, molecular function: potassium channel inhibitor activity; protein serine/threonine kinase activity; chloride channel inhibitor activity. The record is from RefSeq and is a predicted model, not a curated record. Bases 438 to 3956 code for a protein of 1172 amino acids. NCBI's taxonomy places the organism in Eukaryota, Metazoa, Arthropoda, Copepoda, Harpacticoida, Harpacticidae. Gene Ontology annotation, cellular component: cytoplasm. Gene Ontology annotation, biological process: monoatomic ion homeostasis; intracellular signal transduction; negative regulation of sodium ion transport. The transcript is spliced from 14 exons.
UUCCCAAGCCUUCCCUCCGCCCCACCCUUUCGUCUCGAGAAUCCACUUGUCCCGUUGAGCAGGGUUGGAACUGAACCCUGGAGGCUCCACCAUCGACAUUUUGAACAUCAACGCGUUCCAGCUCACAUUGAGUUGUCAGGGACCCGCAGGCCGGAGCGGCGCGUCUCUGUCGGUGAGUAGGUGAAACGGUUCAAGGUCUGCGGUUACUCGAGCGAAGCAUGCGCCCCUCUCGCCAUCAGUCGCCACUGAGUGUUCGGAGUUAGGCCGGCUCCGAUCUGGCCAGCACGCCGUUAUUGUCUGUCUUGUGAAGGUCGGCCCACAUUGUCGCUGUCCUAUCCCGUCGGUAUGGGCCACUGUCCGAAGGUGAUGCUCCAUUGGAUCCUGCUCCGAGAUGGCGUUCGCCGUGAGGUGUGGCCAUUGGCAAGCCAGCAAUUAGAAUGAGCCAAACCCCAAUAGUGCCAGACGCGUCUAGUGCCCCAACGGGGGCACCGAUUCGGCCCCCCUUACGCCAUCGUCGUCGUUCUGCCCCGCCCAUCCAAACAGGAUUGGCCAUGGCCGCCAGCUUAGCCGCCGCGGCGGGCGUGAACUCUGUGCAUUCGCGUGAUCCGGUCUCCACGUUGACCGAGGACCAAUCUGAGGUCGAUUCCCCUGGGGCCAGCAUCCUCAAGAGUGCUCGCAGUCUCAAGGAAGAUUCGCCCAGUGGGCCCAAAGUCCGAUGGCAUCGGCAGCUGACCACAGAGGAAACCAUUCAGCCCGCGUCCAACGAGCCAUCUAUUGGCCAUCCCUCAGAUCUCGUCGCGAUAUCUGUUAAGUGCGAUUCAGCGGUGGCUGCUUCCGAAUCGGCCUCUGUCCCUGUCAAUGGCCCUCAACCUGUUCCAGUAGGCCCACUGGAUUCCGAUACACCGCCAGCUCCGGCGCCGCCCGAGCCCAAAGAGGAUGGGCGAGAUGAUCCGCUUUUAGCUCAGAAAAAACCGCCAGAGAUUGAAGAGGAUGAGGACGAGGAUCAAGACGCCACGGAUAGUUCGCCCGAUGGUCGUUUCCUCAAAUUUCCCGAGGAAAUCGGUCGCGGCAGCUUCAAAACUGUCUUUAGAGGACUGGAUACCGAUUCGGGCGUGUCCGUAGCUUGGUGCGAGUUGCAACAAAAGAAGCUGAGUAAGAUCGAGCGACAGCGUUUCCGGGAAGAGGCUGAAAUGCUCAAAGGCCUGCAACAUCCCAAUAUUGUGCGGUUCUACGAGUCUUGGGAGGUCAACAAGUCCAAGAAUGUAUCCAAGAAGUACAUUGUGCUCGUCACCGAAUUGAUGACCUCGGGUACCCUCAAGACUUACCUCCGCCGAUUCAAACGCAUCAAUCUACGCGUCCUGAAAUCCUGGUGUCGACAAAUCUUGAAAGGACUUUUGUUCUUGCACACCCGUUCUCCUCCUGUGAUUCAUCGAGAUCUGAAGUGCGACAACAUCUUUAUCACUGGACCCACCGGAUCCGUCAAGAUUGGCGAUCUGGGCUUGGCAACGCUCAAAAACCAAUCGUUUGCCAAAUCUGUCAUCGGUACCCCUGAGUUUAUGGCUCCCGAAAUGUACGAUGAGCAGUACGACGAAAGUGUGGAUGUGUACGCUUUUGGCAUGUGUAUGCUUGAAAUGGCAACCUCCGAGUAUCCUUAUUCGGAGUGCACAGGUCCGGCACAAAUCUAUAAGCGAGUGGUCAACGGAAUCCGCCCUUUGAGUAUGGAAAAGGUAGAGGAUCCGGACAUCCGAGAAAUCAUUGAUUUAUGCACACAGCUGGACCGAUCAAAAAGGCCGUCCAUCAAGCAAUUGUUGCAAAUGGAGUUCUUCCAAGAGGAUAUUGGUUUCAAAUUGGAGAUUUUGGACCGUGACAUGAUGGUGGUUAAUCAAAAUAACAUGAUCAAUUUUCGCCUCCGAGUGACCGACAUCAAAAAGCAACGGCGAGAGAAGCCUGCCCACAAAGAGAAUGAGGCGAUCGAAUUCGAGUUCAAUUUGGAUUCGGAUGAAUGCAAUGAAAUCACCAUGAACAUGGUUACGUCAGGAAUUUUAGUGACGGAGGAGGACGCAAAAAAAUUGGCCAAACUGAUGGAACUUCAAUUGGCCAAUCUCAAAAAAGAUCGGGAGGAACGUCUUCGGAGGGACAAUGAACUGAUUGUGCAGCAGCAGCAGCAACAACAGCAGCAACAACAACAGCAGCAACAACAACAGCAGCAACAACAACAAUACAUAGCUGGUCAACAAGCCCUGUAUCCAGGAGAAGGACACGUCGCUCCAAGUUUGGAAUCUGGCUACCACAGUUACGCAACACAGAGUGCUCAAGAAAAUGCCCCUUUACAUCAGUUAAUUGAGAGUGCCUCGGCCCAAUCGCUGGGCCACUGUCACCAUCUUGCUCACAUAUCCCACUAUCAGGGCUUGCGCAGAGGUUCCCUUCCCGUUAACACAAUUGGAUAUACUCUGGCCACGCCCUCGCCCUUGACUGCAUCCACCAAUGAUCUUAACGCCCAAUUAGUGAGCAAUGUCCCGCAAUCGGAGCCAUUGCUUAACACAGCUAAUAACCCAAAUGCUGCUCCUCCGGCCACUACAGUUUAUAACAACAAUCUGCGUAGAGCUAGCGUAGGCAUUGAGUUACCCACUCUCGAAGAGACUCUCAUAGAGCAUCAUACCCAGAACACGGAUGGAACGGCGGUCGAAAACGCAGAAGGUAAUCAGCAUCAUGAUCCGAAUUCUCAACAACAUGAGGUGGAAAAGACAAAGGGAACCAAGAAAUCCAAGCGGAAAAAGAUCACCAAUCUUGGCCCAGUGAUCAAGGUGUCAGGAAUACACCAAGUUGAAGGUGGAGUCAAAGUGGAGGCAGUCAUCGAGACUCUGGAGUCCAAGACGGUCACAUUCGAAUUCCAUACCCUGGACUUCGAUCCAAACGAAGUGUCUUCUGCAUUUAUUGAGCAAUCGUUUUGGCAUGAGCAGCACCGCAAUUUCAUUAAUGACCAGCUAUUGGAUUUGGCCGAGCAACUCAAAGAAAAUCCCACCAAGAUUCCGGUGGCCCGAAUUCCACUGGAUGGGCCUGUGUCUGGAGGCGCUCCGAAUGAACCGCGAAUCGAUGGAUCGGUCGAGACCAAUGUGGACCAUACCAAUAGUCCGCAAAAGGUCAAACCUCAAGAAAGCCACGAGAUCCCUUCUGGAAUCGAAGACAAGUCUAAUGCCCAGAAUCGGUUUUCCCGCUUCUCCGUUCAGCUUGUGGUGGGUGAAGGAGUGAAUGCGGGUGUGUCAGAUGGGUCUAGUUUGCCUCCCCCUUGUCCCACACCCUCUAGAUCGCAAACACCUAGUCUCUUGCCCCAUGAUGGAGGGAAGACAUCUUCAGACGGCACGCCUGUGAACUCGUUCACCCCGGAAUCCACUGUGAGUCCGCAAAUGUUGAAGCAGCUCCAACAACAGCACCAGCAGCAGCAACAACAACAACAGCAAUCAAUCCACCAAGGACAUGGACAAGGUGGAACUCAAUCCCAACAAGACCCCUCUUUGGAAAUCUUGCGUUCCAAAUUAGAGAACGUAAUGCCUUCUCACCCUGUGGGAUCUGAACCUCACCAAUACCACCAGUUGUCCGUCCAAUCCACGCAAGCCAACAAUGCGGCUGGUGGACCUUCGAACCAUCAGUACAGCGGACUGCAUCAUAGCCAAUCUGCCACCGGGGUGCCUCAACAGCAACAGCAACUGGCCAGUUUGGCCUCACAAGAUCCCCAGUUGAGUCUGCCCCCUCAACCGAGCCCGACCAUGUUGCCCGGAGGUCAUGCCCAUACCACCCAUCAGCACUCGGUGCAAGGGGGAGGCCAUUUGGACGGCCACAGCUACAGUGGUGGGCAAGGAAUAGUGAGAACGGUGGAGAUCAAUUGUCCUCCGCUGGAGCAGGUCCAGGAAACAAUGGCUCUUCAGGUGCUAUCAUGGCUGACACGGGUCAAGACGUGAAUCAGUCCAACGCGAACUUGUCAGAUCCAAGAAUUGCAGGAGGAACCCAAUCUGCAUCGAUAGAAAACUUGGAGCUCAACUUGCAGAGCAUUAUGGGGAAGACCACUGGCAAAGCGUCCACCAGUUCGGGCAACAAAGACUCGGCUCCUUUGACCCCUAAUGCUCCUCCGAGCUAGUUUCGUCGUUGAAUCCUGCCAUUCCGUCAGAAACCCCCGAUUCGAUCAUGGAGAGUGAUGCUCCUAAUCGAUUCUCCAUCAGCCUUGUCACGGAUAGUAAUCGGCCAGCCAAUCUGGCAUUCCAGGACAAAGAAGGCAAAAUUGUGGAAGCGAACACUUCAACGCCCAACGCAACCACGGUAGAUUUGUGGUGCAGAAAACGCCUGAUGGAAACUCUGGUCCGAAUACGGAGUCGACGCCUAGCCCUGCAGGUUCAAAUUACACCACCGCGAGUGAGAACACGAAUGAUGUGUCCGAGGAGCAUCCCGAGGUGGCUUCAACUUUGGCCAUGUAUCAGAACAUGCUUCCUCAAGGAGUGCUCUCCCUGCCACCAAUGCAAGUGCCGCCUCCAUCGCCCUCCAAUGAGCACUAUCAUACAGAGGGCAAUGGCGACCAAAUCAGUUCCUCCCAACAGCAAAAGCAGCAACAGCAGCAUCAACAAACAACAAC